GGGAAAUGUGGUGGUGGUGAUACUCUUGUCCUCCCGCAAAUCUGAUUCUUCUGUACGACGAUCAGAAUCUCAGACUGAAACCUGUCUCAGUGCAAGAAGUCAAGGUUGUCCUCCGUCAGCUCUUUCGUCCACUUCAAUCAGAUGAACGGUGCAACGUACCCAGCGCUAGCUCUCCGAGAAGAGACCAGCUCCUUCUCAAGUUCCGGCAGGACUUUUGUUAAGCUUGCAAUGUUACGUUGCUCAAUUUGACAGAUGCAUACUUGCAGCAGUAGGUUUGGUCCCCAAUCAAGUUUAUGGAUUGGUAUGGGAUCUUUGCCCUCACAUCUACCAAAAAAGAUUGUGCAUCUUCUUUCACAUGCAAGCGCCGAAGUGCCCUAACAGCAUAUGAGUCUGCUGAGUUACAAUUCUCGGACAAUGGCGGAGUCCUGGAAGCCGUCUCCAUCGUGCUCAAGGUUGACAUAUGAUUCAUAACAGGGUCCUCGAAGGAGCUCUCCCGAAGAGAUCGACGACACUUGCCUCCAUUGCACUUCUGACGACUGGCAUCGACAUCGAGGAACUGACUUCAGCUCAGACCUUCUCCACGGAUGAAUCUGACCGAUCGAGGUUACAUCCAGUAGGUCCUAGGUCCAGUGAGCCAGCAGCAAUCGGUUCAUAUCACUAUAUCCGUGCCCAUUGCUAGCUCGUCAUCUGAGAAUCACAUUAAUUGGAUCGGAGUUCCAUUGACUCGAAGAUAUCAAGUUCCCUUUUUAAAACUGGACCACCGGGCUGUGAAUAAUACAGAAGUCGAGAGUUUCUCUGCCACAGUAUGAAGUAGAUUUUGUGCAAGAUGCUCUGCGCGGUUAGAGUUUCUGCUCAGAUGUUCAGCACUCGUGUACAUCCACAAAAAUGGGAGAGGCGAGAAAAUACGAUGAUCGAGAGGGGAUAGUCUCAAACACUACUUCAGGAUUAUUUCCAACCUCCUAACCUGUCUCGUGCCUUUCGUCGGAGAAAUCAAUUCCUCGUCAUUGCUUUCACUGUGGUCUUCAACCACGAGACAACUCAGACCGAGGCCCGAUUGGCCCGAUUCGAACUCCAUCGUGCCGCGAAUAUUGAGUCACACAUAUAAACUCAUAAUACGACUGUAACAUUUUGGGACCAUAACAAAGGAUCCGAUCAUUGUUCCCUUGCCACAAUACAUGACGGUGAAAAACACCAGUCGGAAACAAGUUGCUUGCGCAAUUCCGAUUCUACCACCACUGAAAUAGGAACGACGCUUCUUACGCAUCAAGUGAUCCAGGGGAGGGAUUAGCUCACAAGAGUACCGCUGGAAGUAGCAGUUGCAAAGCUGAUUCUGUCGGAUGGUUCAGCCCUGCAGUGCACUGCAGACUCUCGGCGGACGCGAGCUGUCAGUGGAUUCUAGAUUCGAGUCGUUGUCAGGCAGGUAGGCACAACAGAGAGAUGGCUUGUGCUCCAAAGCAAUGUCGAUAACCUCACAACGAUGGAGUGGUCUGGAGCAGCACAGACUAGGCCCGCCCACACCUUGUACUUUCCUAUCCACACACAGAGAGAGAGAGAGAGAGAGAGAGAGAGAGAGAGAGAGAGAGAGAGAGAGAGAGAGAGAGAGAGAG
Marchantia polymorpha subsp. ruderalis is the source of this 1607-nucleotide messenger RNA. The record is from the annotation of a GenBank genome assembly. Lineage: Eukaryota; Viridiplantae; Streptophyta; Marchantiopsida; Marchantiales; Marchantiaceae.